GAGCACCUUCAUCGACAGCACAAUUCAGCCUCAUAAAAUUUUUAUGCUGGAGCCAAAAACGCAACGGCCACCGUCAAAAGAAUGUGAACGCCGCUGGCUUGGUCUCCCCAGCCCAUCUCCCCGGCGAGAAAGAGGAAAAGGGUGGAGAGACAAAGAGAGACACGGCGAUGAACGUGGAGGAAGAAGUGGGUCGACUGAAGGAAGAGAUACGGAGAUUGGGUCAGCAACAACAGGAUGGUUCAUGUAAGGUCAAGUUUGGAGUCCUGUUCAACGACGACAGGUGUGCGAACAUAUUUGAAGCACUUGUUGGAACCUUGAGGGCAGCAAAGAAGAGAAAAGUGGUCACAUAUGAUGGUGAGCUGCUGCUUCAGGGUGUUCAUGACAACGUGGAGAUAACCCUCUUGCCCUCUGCGGCCGCCCCUGCUUAAAUGUCCAUGAUACGUGUGACCAUGGUUUGUGUUAUAUGCAUUGCAGCUGUCGUGUUCGGAGAUUGAGUAUCUCAAAAUAAAUGAUUUGGUUGUUGCUAUUUAGCUCGAGUGCUCUACCUGGUUUGCAGCAUGUUUGGGUUUGCGUUCGUCUAUGCUCUGUAAAACUGGAUUAACCAAGGAUUGUCAUUCCAAUUUGAUUCUGGUGCUAUCUUGCACUUUCAGCUGGAGCAGUCGUUAUUGCUGCAUGGAUAGGCACCAUACGUUUAUCUUCGUCACUUUGUGGAUGAUCACUCAACCUUUAUCUUUGUGGAUUGUGGUACACCAUACGUUUCAGCUC
This is a messenger RNA of Elaeis guineensis (African oil palm), 765 nucleotides long. Its product is annotated as costars family protein. The record is from RefSeq and is a predicted model, not a curated record. Gene Ontology annotation, biological process: regulation of actin filament-based process. Lineage: Eukaryota; Viridiplantae; Streptophyta; Magnoliopsida; Arecales; Arecaceae.